Molecule: messenger RNA, 806 nt
Organism: Jaminaea rosea
Lineage: Eukaryota; Fungi; Basidiomycota; Exobasidiomycetes; Microstromatales
Exons: 3
Coding region: 115-720 (201 amino acids)
Source: RefSeq, a predicted model, not a curated record
UAUAUGCUUUGCGCGGGUCGAUCACAUCUUCUCCUUCGAUCGUCUCUCACUACUACCACCAGACACACAAGUCUCAACACUUUGAAACCCGUCCGCUACAACUUUCCAAGAACCAUGUCGACCGUCACCAAGGACCCCACUGCCCAGCAGGCCGCUGGUAACGCCCAGGGACUGACCCCUCAGCAGAAGAUUGAGGGUCUCCAGGAGAUUGUCAAGCAGGUCGGCAACGCCAUGCUCACUUCUCGCUCCCCCGACGGCAAGCUGGCCUCUCGCGCUAUGCACCCUGCCACGACUGAGGGUCUCGUCUUCUCCUUCUACCAGAACUCUGACUCCGGCAAGACCGACGAUAUCGAGUCUGACCCGAACGUCAACGUCUCCUUCAUCGACCCCAAGACGGGCGACUGGGUCUCCGUCUCCGGCAAGGCCGUCAUCAACAAGGACCAGUCCAAGAUCAAGCGCCACUGGUCGCAGACGCUCCAGGCGUGGUUCGACGACAAGAAGGAUGGCGUCCACACUGGCAAGGAGGACGACCCGCGUGUCUGCCUGCUCGAUGUUCACCCUGAGGAGAUCAGGUACUUUGCCACUAGCGGCAGGUUGGCCUUCCUCAAGGAUGUUGCCAAGGCUACAUUCAGUGGCGGUGUCGCGAGCCCGGGGCAGCUGGUCAUCGUUACCAACGACGAGAUUCAGCUGGCAAGCAAGGUGCACAAGCAGCAGACGUAAGAGCAUGCGAGAGCUGUUGAGAAGGCGUGCGGAGCCUCGAUAGCAAUGAAACGAAUUGAAUCGAAUCUGUAGACAGAGAAAGUCCA